This is a messenger RNA of Moneuplotes crassus, 1178 nucleotides long. Lineage: Eukaryota; Ciliophora; Spirotrichea; Euplotida; Euplotidae. The record is from the annotation of a GenBank genome assembly.
GUUAAUCUGGAAAUAAUAAUUUACUACAAAUAUGGAAUCCAAGGAGAAGUACUUGAUCAAUGGGCUGAAGCCACGUAACACCUUUAGUAUGGAGAUACUGAGGAAUGCAGUAGGCUCAAAGGCUUUGGAGAAGAUGAAGAGGUCUAUCACCGCUACUAAGAUCGGGAGAAUCUCUUCCACCUCCACCCAAUCAAGGAUGAGGGAGAUUCGGAAGACUAAAACAGUAGAAAAUAUAGCAAAAGUGACUAGUUUCAACUGAAUUGAUGUUGACAAGGAUGUUAUUGAAGAGAUUAAGGAAGUAGAUGAGGAAGAAGACAUCCCUAUUGAGAAUUAUCUUAUAGGCAGCGAUGCUAGUGACACUGACUCUGAUGAAGAAGAUGAUGGCAAUGCUAAUAAGACACUAGGCGUUGGAGGAGAAGAGCUUAUUCAAAAAGACCCACAAGCUCUUGUUGAUCAGGAACUCACUACUCUUUUGAAGCAGUGCAAGGAGUUCCCAGAACCUACUGAGGAAAUGAUUGCUUCAAAGGCUAUAGAGUUUGGGGAUAGGAAAAGGGAUAAGACUCUUAUCCUUGAUAUGGAUGAGACUUUAAUUCAUGCAGAAAUUCUUCCAGAAAGCGCCAAGCCUAUUAAGGAUGUUGACUUCACCAUUACCCUUAAGAAUGUUAAUGAAGUGACAAAGAAGGAAGAAACCUACAUAGUGUAUGUCAAGAUUCGUCCAUUUUAUGAUGAGUGUAUGGAAAAUCUCGCAAAUUAUUAUGAAUUAGUUGUUUUCACUGCAGCUGAGCAAGAUUAUGCAGAUGCCAUCCUUGAUAUUCUAGAUACUGAGAAUCUUAUCAGCCACAGAUUAUACAGACAACACUGCAUAAAUAUCGAGGAUAAAUACUUUGUGAAAGAUUUAAGAAUUGUACAGGAUAGAGACCUCACAAAUAUGGUUUUGGUUGAUAAUUCCAUCAUCAGUAUGGCUUUCAACAUUGACAACGGAAUUCCAGUGUCUCCAUUCUUCAGAUGGACUAAGAACGAUGAAGAAUUUCUCUUCUUGCACUCAUACCUUGAUGAGUUGUUCCAUACUGAAGACAUCAGGGAUCACAAUAGAGAGAAGUUUAAACUACAAGAAAUUCAAGAUGGAAAAAUCUCUUUAUAAAUAAAUAGCUGUAAGAUCCACUCAAUAAUUAUUAUGA